CACUUCUUCCUGCGCGCUCUUUUCUCCUCCCUUUCUCUUUCCAGUUCUCACUCCCCGGGUUGUGCACACAGCACACAGGUUCGCCUCCUUUCGCCUUUCUACUACAGAAAAGCACUUUUGGAGCAAGAUUAUAACAUCAUAACUCUAAUGCAGAUUGCAUAGGGAUGCGAUCAAUGAUGUUCCUGUUUCUACUGCUGUGUGCCAUCUGUCCCUUUGUCCUGCUGUCCUCUGCUGUCCCUGCACCAGGAACAGAUGAAACCAGGCUCUUGCACGUUAUGAUCCCUGACAGCCCUCCGGUGUCUGCCGUUUUGGGAGGAUCCUUAACUCUGCAGUGCCUUGUGUCACUGCCACCCCCGUCCUUCUUGGGCCGUCUUGCUGGGCACACCAUGCCGCGGGUAAAGUGGAGCAUGCUCUCCUCUGGACGAGAGACUGAGAUCCUGGUGGCACGAGGGGAGAGGGUGAAAAUCAGUGAGCCUUAUAAAGGUCGGGCCUCUCUGCCGAACUACGCCUCCUCUCCAACAGAUCUCACUCUCCAGCUGGACAGCCUGAGGCACAAUGAUACAGGAUUCUACCGCUGUGAGGUCCAACAGGGAUUGGAGGAUGCUCAUGAUCUGGCUCAGAUCAAAGUGAAAGGCGUUGUGUUUCACUAUCGACAUGCCUCCAACCGCUAUGCAUUCUCUUUUGGCGAGGCCAAGAAUGCAUGCAAAGACAUUGGAGCUCAGAUUGCCACUCCAGAGCAGCUUCUGGCAGCAUACCACAGUGGUUAUGAGCAGUGUGAUGCUGGUUGGUUAGCAGAUGGAUCUGUCAGAUACCCUAUCCAUAUGCCUCGUGAGGGCUGUUUUGGAGAUAUGGAUGGCCUGCCAGGGGUCCGAAGCUAUGGCAUGAUGGAGCCUGAUGAACUUUAUGAUGUUUAUUGCUACAUAGAGAACAUUGAUGGCAAAGUGUUCUACGGCUCUACCUCACAGCGAUUCACACUGGCUGAGGCUAAAACAUAUUGUGAGCAACAGGGUGCACAAUUAGCCAGCACAAGCCAGCUAUACGCUGCAUGGAAUGAUGGUCUUGAUCACUGUAGCCCAGGUUGGCUAGCUGAUGGUAGUGUACGCUAUCCUAUUGUAAACCCACGAGAGCGGUGUGGAGGGCCCGAACCUGGCGUUAAGACAGUCUAUCGCUACAGCAAUCAGACAGGCUUUCCUGAACCUCACACUCGCUACGAUGCCUACUGCUUCAGAGCUGAUCUUAGUUCUCAGACAGUCAACCCUUUUGCUUACUUGGCCACAGAGCCAGAGGACAUUGGCCAGGAGAUUGUGACCUUAGCUUACACAGAGGAAGAGUUCAGUCCAGGUCAUGUAACUCAGAAGACAGAAAAUGAGGCUCAAGGGGCUGUUGAGAUUUUAUCAUUCUCCAACAAACAUACAGUUAAGUCAGAGGAGCGUGACCCUACAUCAACACCAUUUGAUAAAAUUCAUACAACCACUGCUAGCAGAAAUAUCCUCACCACCCCAGCAAUAUAUGGAGAGAAACCUGAGCCGACUCAGAGCUCCUGGCAAGAAGUGCUCAUCAAGUCCACUGACUCUGAGGCAGUGCCAAAGGUACACAUAGAGCCCAGCUGGAAUCAACCAAAGUCAGCAGAAGACCAAGAUAAAGAGAAUAGUACAGCCGAUUCAGAAGUGAAGACUGACAAUCAUACACACUAUCAGCCAAUGCCAGACACCAACCUGGAGCAAGGAGAGCAAGUGGAAUACAACACAUUUACAGAGAGUAAACCAAACACAACAGUUGACACCUUGGAGCAAUUGUAUGAGAUUAGGGAGAUUAGAGGAUCUAAAGCCAUGCCUGAGACCAACCUUGAUGAUCAAGAUGGAAGCCAUGUGGAUGUACAUUCCAUUGUAAUAGAAGCACAAGCAGGUAACAUCACUGUGGCAUUGGAAUCAGAUAUCAGUCUGGACUUCAGAACUCAGACCACUUCUUCAGAAAUCACUGAAGGAUCAGGAAGCGAACUGACUACAGCAUUCACAGAGAAGAUUGACCCCAAUGUCACCCUGAGUCAAGAAGAUUCGUAUGAUCAUUCUUCAUCUGAAGCCACCACAGAGAGUUCUUUGCUGGAAGAUCUAAGUCAGCCUACACUGAGUCUUGAGCAAAGUCAUGAGCAGUCUGUUGCAACAGACACUGCCAGUACUAUAGAUCAAGUGGAGCAAGAAACAGGACAUACUUCAGCUGAAUCCCUAGUAGUGUCUCUCGGUUCAACUGAUAGUGACAGUGAUCAUGAGUCAGGAGUGACUGCGACACCUGUACAUUUAUCUGAGAAACAAAUAGAGCCCAUUGAUGGUUCUGGUGAUGAUGACAAUGUACUACUGUUGACUCUUCUGACCACGCCUGCGCCUCACCUGUUGGGCACAUUCAUUUCCCCAAAGGCAGUGGAUGUAGAGGCUAGUUCCCCUCAGGAGCUGGACACUACUGUUCCAGAGAGCAGUACUCCAACUGGUGUCAGCAUCAUAAAGGAGGAGGUGAAGCAGUUUGAGCAGGAGAGGGUGGAAAAAGCACCUGUGCUCCAUACCAUGCCAACAACUCCACUGACUGAGACCAAGACAAUGUCAAGCAAAGACAACAUUGGCCAUGAAGAUAACUCAUCAGGAACAGAAAACUCUUCUGGAGGGGGAUCUUUAGUCACAGACCUCCCCUAUCCCAGUGCCACUCCCAUCAUACCCUUUAACUCCACAUACCUGCUUCACCUGAACACAACAGAGGUUAAUGAUACUGGAAAUGUUUCCAGCACCACUCAUUUUGCUGUGGAGGUUACACUGAUCCCAGACAUGACCUUAACACCUAUCUGGGACACGAUGACUCCUCCUACCCCACCACAGGAGUUCCGGGCAGAUCUGGAGAUCAGCGGUGACACUCCAGUAAUCAAAGAUGACCAUGACUCCUCAGCUGAGUCAGAUCCUACUGCAGUUCCCACCACUGAGAACCCUGAGGAGACCCAGAGUCUGACCUCCACCAUGGCAACCAGUGACAAGGAACGAGAAGAUCAGGACCUGACUCCCACCACAGAAUCUCCAAACAGCAAGGAAGAGGAUGAAAGGACAACCCAAACACACCACACAACCCCACCUCCCAGACCAACAGAGAGAGUGCUGGACAGAACAGGCAUAUCAGAUGGCUGUUUGGAGAAUCCAUGUUCUAAUGGUGGCACCUGUGUAGACAUUGGUACUGGUGUCAAAUGCCUGUGUCUGCCAACCUAUCAGGGAGAAUUCUGCCAAAUUGAUCUGGAGCAGUGUGAGCCAGGCUGGGAAAAGUUCCAGGGCAACUGUUAUAAGCACUUCGCAAAACGACAGAGCUGGGAAGUGGCAGAGCAGCACUGUCGGAUGAGUGGCGGUCACCUGGUCUCUGUUAUGUCACCUGAAGAGCAAUAUUUCAUCAACCAUAAGUACAGGGAGUACCAGUGGACUGGUCUCAAUGACAGGACCAUUGAGGGUGACUUCCGCUGGUCUGAUGGAAACCCGCUGCUGUAUGAGAACUGGUAUCGUGGUCAGCCUGAUAGUUAUUUCCUAUCAGGAGAGGACUGUGUGGUGAUGGUAUGGCAUGAUGACGGGCGCUGGAGUGAUGUGCCCUGUAACUACCAUCUAUCGUACACUUGCAAGAAGGGCACCACUGUAUGUGGCCAGCCACCUCUUGUCUUGAAUGCUAAGCAGUUUGGUGAGCGACGAGCUCGAUAUGUGAUUAACGCUCAGGUGCGUUACCACUGUGAGGAGGGUUUCCUUCAGAGACACAACCCCAUCAUCAGGUGCCAAAGCAAUGGACAGUGGGAGGAGCCACAGAUUACCUGUACACCACAACCAGUGUAUUUAAAAAGAAAACAAGUUACAUUGCCCCCUACAAAGAACCAGGAAGCCACAGAAAAAGCAUAACCACAGUGGUGGAGCUUUUAAACCAACCAGCUUCUUCAUUUUCUCUUUCUACGCUCCAUUACCUUUCCUUUAAGAGACCUCCAUUACUCAUCAUUCAUACUGUCAGUGUUUCAGACACAAACGCCUAUGUACAUCACAAUUGCAUUGUUCUACUCCAGUCAUCAGCUUCUUUCAUACAUUUUUUUUUCUUUUCUGUCGAAAAUGACACUGAAUUACUUAUUUUGUAAUUCUAUGACACACAAAACAUUCACCCAACCAGUAAGUAAAUACAGGUCACAGUUUCCCAAGAAUAGAGGUACAUAUUAAAGCACUAGCAAAAACUGCAAAAUGCAAAUGCUAUUUAACCUCAGCUGGUCUGAAUUAAACUGAUGCCACUGUCUCAUAAUGACUUCAUUUCAUCCCACUGAUAGUUCCCAUUACUGCCACCAGUAUGCAGAACAACAUAGCCAGGAUGAACAGGGCACACUGAGGAAACAACCCAUUGCUGAAAACAACCUGAUGAGAAAUUGAGAAGAUAACAGCUCAUCUUCAGUGACCUAGCCUUAUAAUCACUGUUAAAUCCUCACAUCCACAGAACUUGAACUGUAAUCAAAACCAUGCCUUUAGCAUCAAAUGGCAUUAAAUAAAAAAUUAACAGAUUCCAUACUUUAAGUAAGUGUGGAAAAAAGAGGGUUAGCAGUGGCUGGCCCUGGCUUACUUCACCCAGCAGUGGAAAUGAGGUUAAUAAUACUUUUUGGCCGCUGUCAUUCUGACGAUUGCACACAGUAAAACCUGUGCUCCUCAGCCAUGCAGAGUAAGUUUAUAAUCAACCCAUUUGGUGUUUAAGAAUCAAUUUCGAGUAUUUCACUACACCAUUUAGCCAGUUAAAGCUCUGACCAGGAAUCAUCAAAUCAGGCCUACAGAUUCCCAGACAACGUUGCUAGUUUUACUGUGGUCUCGCACAUCUCUUGAUUGGGAACCUGUAUUUUUAUAUUGAUAUUUAGGUAUCCAAGCUUUAAGACAACAAUGGGCCAUUUAUUGGCUCUUGAAGAAAACAAGCAUCCUUAGAUACAGUGAGAUGAUAUAAAUUUAGUAUUAAAAAAAAAAAAAAAAAAAAAA
Molecule: messenger RNA, 5003 nt
Organism: Pangasianodon hypophthalmus (striped catfish)
Lineage: Eukaryota; Metazoa; Chordata; Actinopteri; Siluriformes; Pangasiidae
Gene: bcan
Product: brevican
Exons: 14
Coding region: 165-3905 (1246 amino acids)
Biological process (GO): cell adhesion
Molecular function (GO): hyaluronic acid binding
Source: RefSeq, a predicted model, not a curated record